AUGGGAAAUGGAAGCAAUGUGACUGAAUUCAUUCUUUUGGGAAUUACAAAGAAUCCAGAGCUGAGAAUAAUAUUUUCUGCUUUGUUUUUGAUCAUAUACACGGCCACGGUACUGGAAAAUCUACUCAUUGUAGUAACUAUAACCAGAAGCCAGAGUCUGAGGUCACCCAUGUAUUUUUUUCUUGCUUCUCUGUCAAUCAUAGAUGUAAUUUACUCUUCUGUUACUGCCCCUAAAUUGAUUGUGGACUCUUUCUCUGAGAACACUACCAUUUCUGUGGACGGUUGCAUGAUGCAAUUCUUUGGUGACCAUCUCUUCGGUGGUGCUGGCAUGAUCCUUCUCAUUGUGAUGGCCUAUGAUCGCUAUGUGGCCAUCUGUAAACCUUUGCACUAUGCAACCAUUAUGAAUACUCUGGUGUGUUGCCUGAUGGUGGGUGGGGCUUGGGUGGGGGGUUUCGUACAUGCAACAGUUCAGCUUCUCUUCAUGUAUCAAAUACCUUUCUGUGGCCCCAAUACCAUUGACCACUUUAUGUGUGACUUGUUUCCAUUGUUGAAACUGGCCUGCAUGGACACCCACAUCCUGGGUCUCUUGGUUAUUCUCAACAGUGGGGUGAUGUGUGUGACCAUUUUCCUUGUUCUCAUGGCUUCUUAUGUAGUCAUCCUCUGCUCCCUGAAGUCUCACAGUUCUGAAGGUAGGCGCAAAGCCUUGUCCACAUGUAGCUCACACUUCACAGUGGUUGUGUUGUUCUUUGUGCCGUGUAUUUUCUUGUACAUGAGGCCCGUGGUCACUUACCCCAUAGACAAGGCCAUGGCUGUGUCUGCUAUCAUUGUUGAACCAAUGCUAAAUCCUUUGAUCUAUACCUUGAGGAAUGCAGAGGUGAAAAAUGCCCUGAGGAAGCUGUGGAUGAAACAGGGACCUUGA
Molecule: messenger RNA, 918 nt
Organism: Nannospalax galili (Upper Galilee mountains blind mole rat)
Lineage: Eukaryota; Metazoa; Chordata; Mammalia; Rodentia; Spalacidae
Product: olfactory receptor 4C6-like
Exons: 1
Coding region: 1-918 (305 amino acids)
Biological process (GO): G protein-coupled receptor signaling pathway
Cellular component (GO): membrane
Molecular function (GO): olfactory receptor activity; G protein-coupled receptor activity
Source: RefSeq, a predicted model, not a curated record